Molecule: messenger RNA, 425 nt
Organism: Amphimedon queenslandica
Lineage: Eukaryota; Metazoa; Porifera; Demospongiae; Haplosclerida; Niphatidae
Product: UPF0691 protein C9orf116 homolog
Exons: 5
Coding region: 25-411 (128 amino acids)
Biological process (GO): axoneme assembly
Cellular component (GO): axonemal microtubule
Source: RefSeq, a predicted model, not a curated record
UAGUAGGCGUGGUCUAAUGUCUCCAUGGCAACAAUGGCCGAUGAACAAAAGUCCUCUGAGCAAGAAGCAGUAGUUACAUUACAGGCUAGCUCCGGGGCUAAUGGAAGCAGCCAUAAAGUUGAUAUUCACACUGUGAAUCCUGGUAACCCAGUCUUCUCCUGUGACAAGAGAUUCACUAAACAUGCUUCAAAUCUAGUGACUGAGCCAAAAACACAAGAGAAAGCCACCAACAUACAGCACCCAAUGUACAUGACUUCAUCAAACACCUAUGGUUCUUUAGUACCGUCAGCAGAAACUUGCCCAAGCACCUUUCACGGGAAAUCUCAAAAGUUUUCAGAACAUUUAGCAAGAGCUGGGAAUUACAGAAACAAUUCAUUCAACACGUCUUGUGAACGCAACGGAGUUAUGUAGUUUAAUAUUAUUAU